CUCAUCUCGACAUGUGAGACUACGUGUAGAUCUUGCAAUAUAUAUGUCCAGAGUAGCAAAGAUAAAAGUUGCGAUCCAAAAGCCAUGUCAGGUAUUAGCAAAGCAUGAGAGAGCUGUUAAUCUACGUCUUUCUCCUAGAGGAAAGAACGAAACGUGUUGAUGUGAUGUUGGCUACAAUGGUUGGAUGUGGGCGAUCACUUGUCACACGAGGGGUAGUCACACAACGUAUUGGGCACGGCAUGUUUGAGGCUGACGGAGCCAUAUGUAAAAAGUCUAUUUUUGAUACUAUCCUUGACCAGCAUGUCGUAGCAAUAUCGUAUAUCUGUUGUAAUGCCAUCCAACGAGUAGAUGCAGACAUGUGCAAAAGCAGUGUAAGAGACCAAAGUCAGGCUUUUGCGAUGCGAGUUGCGCCCCAAUAGGACGGAGAUAAGAUUCUCAAGGAAUUAGGAAACAACAUUACCAGCAGCGCGCAAGUGGGGCGCUGAAGUGGGGGUAUAUGAACAGUGAAGAACAAGAGACUAAGCACAGUGCGAACAGGCAACAGCUCGACGGCGACGCGAAUAUGCAAACAUGUAGCAGAGGAGGGACAAAGGAUGU
Molecule: messenger RNA, 597 nt
Organism: Macroventuria anomochaeta
Lineage: Eukaryota; Fungi; Ascomycota; Dothideomycetes; Pleosporales; Didymellaceae
Exons: 1
Coding region: 105-419 (104 amino acids)
Source: RefSeq, a predicted model, not a curated record